Hylaeus anthracinus is the source of this 4447-nucleotide messenger RNA. It is a transcript of the gene Bsg25D, whose product is annotated as ninein. The record is from RefSeq and is a predicted model, not a curated record. The transcript has 12 exons. Bases 268 to 3747 code for a protein of 1159 amino acids. Gene Ontology annotation, biological process: microtubule anchoring at centrosome. Lineage: Eukaryota; Metazoa; Arthropoda; Insecta; Hymenoptera; Colletidae. Gene Ontology annotation, cellular component: centrosome. Gene Ontology annotation, molecular function: calcium ion binding.
CAUGUUUAUUUUUUUUUAUAAUUGUGCGACACGAGUAGACGUCGAAACUUUCUGAAAAACCAAACGAAUCGUAUUUAACCGUCAAACCGUGAAACUAUAUAAGCUUGUACAGUGUUUAAUGUGAUGUAUUUGUUCCUACGUCGGCAUAGCAUUGUGAUAUGUAUAUACAUACAUAUCUAGAUGCAUAAUACGUGUGUCGAGAGGCGAACUUUAUAAUUUAAUGAUCUAUUAUCAUUUAUAACAUAAUAAAAACAAUGAAAGUAUGCCAUGGAUGAACACAACAAUGAUCUUUAUGAGCAAAAGCUUUAUGCUGUGUUUCAAAGUUGCUUAACAAAAGGAGAAACUGAAUUACAAGAGGAUAACUGGUUGAAUUUAUGCCAUAAAUUACAUCUUACAGAACAGAGUGAAGAAUUAAAAUCUUAUAUUUGGCAAUAUAAGCAAGAAAAGCAAUCUAUAUCAUUUCAAGAAUUUAGGACAGCUUUAUUAACUUUAUUAACCAAAACACAGGAAUUAGCUACUCGUGCAGAUAAAGAUGUCUUAUCACAGUCAAAAAGCGACAUAAAUUCGUGCAUCACAGAUAAUAAAAUAUGUAGUUCGCUAAUAUCUAGUAAUUCCAAUACUCGUGUAGACAUUCUUAACAUAAAAACAGGUGAGACAUUAGAUGAAAGCAGAUUAAAAUGUCUGUGGGAAAAAAUAAAUAAUUACUUAAAAGAUGUAGAUUCUGGAACAAUGUAUUUUAUAACUAAUUGUUUAGGAAUCCCAACUCUUCCAAAACAAAUCACACAAUGCAUCUUUGAAAAGCUUGACCAAAAUUGUGAUGGAUUAAUUAGUUUGGAUGAAUUUCUUAUAAUAUUUCAGAACAAGAAAACUGUGGAAGAACAAUUAACAUUAGAUAAGAAUGAUGAAUCUGUGAAAGAAUUAACUAAAGUGGAUUUUAGGAAACGUAACUUUGAUAUGCACCCACCUCGUAAAACUAGUUUUGCACGGAGUAAUACCUUUUUGGAUACAUGGAAGCUUUCUGGUAUAAGUACAUCUUUGCUAACGGAUGGCAGUCUCAAAACGUCUGAAAUUUGUCUAGCUGAUUUAACAACUACUCUAUGCGAAGAAUUGAAGAAUUUUAAUGACUCGCUAGAUCAUUCUACGAUUUGGUCGCAUAUUAUGUUGUUACGAGAUGUUUUGAUACUAUACCAAGAAGAACUGCAUAGUCUAAACAUUAUGCUUGAGAAUAUAAAUGGCGAGAAAGAAAAGUUACGCAUUGAUAUUGUAGAAGCCAACGAGCGAGCAAAUACUCUUGCUCAAGAAAUUGAUGAACAACAUAAUCGUCAAGAAGAGGUUUUGCUAAACUUGCGAAAACAACUUGAACAACGUUACUCAGAAACUUUACUAGAUCUUUCAAAUCAACUUAGUUCGGAACGAGAAACGAAUGCUAGUGCCUUAAAAUCGAAGGAUGAUCAAAUACAAACAUUACAGAAAGAGAAUCAUGAAAUUAGACAUAAGUUUGUAAAUACGUUACAAGAAAAUCAAAUGUUAGAAACUGAAAAUGAGAAUCUUCGUAGUCAAAUUGAAAAACUCAAACAAUCAAAUAGUGAGUUACUAAUCCAAGUGAAAAUGUUGGGAGUAGAACACGAUGAGUCACAAAAUACAGAAGUAAAGCAUCAACAAGAAGUUAUAUAUUUAGUUGAUCGUAUUAAACAAAUACAAUCAGAAUCUGUUCUUUUACGAGACCAGAAUGAUGAACUUACUGCAGAAUUAGAAACUUUGAAACAACGUUAUAGUCAUAUUAAAGAUAUACGACAAAAUCAUGUAUCAGGUGAUCAUACAGCAAGGAAUAUCCAGUCAGAUGAGGCUGAAGAUAAAGGAGCAUUUAUAGCGGAUGAAGAAGAUGAUUUAGAUGUACUUUUGAAACAUUCCGUGUCUAUGCCUUGUAAUUCCAACGAAGAAGAAAGUGCGAAGAAUUGCAGGAAAAUAGAUUCAAAAUACGAUAAAAAUUUGGUUAUAAAACAAUUAAAAAAUAUUUUAGCAAAUAGUAAUACGUGCACUUUAGAAGACCGUGUACUUAGAGAUGCAAUCUCAGGAAUAAUCGUAAGGUUACAAUCAAAUUCGAAUGCACAAAUUUUCAAAGACGCAGAUUCUAUUAAAAAUAUUGCAUCUGAAAUGGAAACAGAGUGUGAAGAACGAACAAGUGAAUCGUUAAGAGACUUUGUAGUGUCGAAAUAUAAAAAUUCUCUUUUUAUUAAACGAGGUACUGUAUGCAAUAAUAAUGAAAAUAAUUGUGAUGUUGAUGAUAACUUUAAUAAUCAAGAUACGAAAAGUCCAUUACAAAACAAAGUUCCAAGUCUUAGAGAUUAUCCACCUCGAAAAGAAGAACAUAUAAUUUUAGAUCAGUCAAAAUCAAAUAAGGAAAAAGAUACUCCACUUAAUCAUGCAAAGAUAACUAAUGAAGUAAGCUUAAUAAAAAAUGAGUCAGUUGAAGAUGUAAAUUUAUUGAAUUUAAAAAUACAAGAUCUUCAAACAGCACAUGCAGCUGAGAAAAAACAAUUAAUUGAACAAUGUGUAGAACUAGAAAGAAGUCUUGAGUUAUUGAAAGUAGAAUAUGAAGAAUGUGAAGACUAUUGGGCAGCUAAAUUAGAAGAAGAAAGGCAACUUUUUGAACAAGAACAAAAAAUUAGCGACGAAAAGUUUUCAGAACUUAUAGCUAAAAUGGAGGAAUACGAAGAAUUAAUUAGCCCCGUAGAUAAAGUAAAAAGCAGUGGACGUUUGUCUCCAAUAGAAGAAAAGCUUAAUUUAGAACAACAGUAUUUAGAUCUUGAAGAAGAAUUCGAAAAAUGGAAGACACAAAUGGAAGAAGAAAUUUCUCAGAAAAAUAAGGAAAUACAAAAUUUACAUGAAACUAUAAAAUCCUUGAAGCGACCAACAAUGACUGAUAUAUCAAUUCAAGUUACAGAUGAAUCUAUAUUUUCGCCUUUAUCAAUGCGAUCAAAUUAUGUUCCUAAUAACUCAUUUAAUAUUGAACCAUCCAGCGAAACUGCUUCCAUGUUUACCCAAUGUAAUGAUAAUAUUCGCAAACUGCCUGAGGAAUUUAAAUUCAAUCGAAUUUUAGAAUCUUCAGCCUUAUGUAGUGAUGCAAUUCCGCGUGUAGCAAAGGAAAACGUGGGCAUUAGUAAUCUACACCAAAUGCAUACACAAUAUUCUCUCAAAGAUGUAAAUAGUACAUAUAAAAUUGAAAAGCCAGAAUCCCAUUGGAAAGCAACAGAAGUUGGACAUUCAAAAAAAAGUGAAAGUAUACAUGACAUAGAGUACGACUUAGUACAAGAUAGAUUAAAAUUACAAAAUUUAAAAACUGCAAAUUGUCAGUGUGUACAAAAUAGUGCGCAGCAACAAGUAUGUUGUGUAAAUGUAAAUAUACUACACAAUCUAAGUUUAAAACUUGAGGCGCAGGAGCGUAAAAAGCAUCAAUUGCAAGAAUGUUUUAAGCAACAACAAUACCAAGUUGAAUGCGUGCUACAACAUAUUAUGUCUCAACAUCAAUUAGAAGUUUCAGAAUUACAGUAUCUCCUUCGUAACACACAGGAAAGACUUCAAAUAGAAUUUCAAACAAUCGCAGAACAGGCUGAACAAUUGGCACAUACUGACAUGUUAGUAAAAGAUUUGUACAUAGAAAAUGCAUGUUUAUCAACCGAUCUGAAACGUUUACAACAGCAUUAUUACAUGUUAACUGGACUGAAUGCUGAAUCUACUUCAAUAUGAUAUUGCAAACAAUUAUUAGUCAUACAUAGAAAACAAAGCCCUAUUAAUAAAAUAUUAGUAACAACGUUAAUAAUGUUUUAACGUUAAAGUGGCAUUCAGGAAUCACUGUGGUCCUAUCUAAAUUAUCAGUUGCAAUGCGUACUAUUUUUUCGUUUAGAAUGUCUUUAAAGGAAUCAUUAAUAAUAUACGAGAUUUAUAAUUUUAGUCCUUUCAGUACUGAUUACUAAUGUUGAAUUGACAUUACAUCAUAGAAUAGUUUUAAAACUUGAAAAUAGUUAAUAUAUAUGAAGUAUAUAGGUAUACAUUAUUUUUGCUUCAUGUUUUAUGUUUGCGCACAUGCAUAUAUAAUAACAUUGAAAGAAUUAAACAAAUAUUUUGUUGGAUUUCGUGAUGUUUAUAUGAAUGUAAAAAACCAUUUAAUUAUAUUACUAUAAAAUAUGGUAUAAAUUGUUGUAGUAUUAUGUGAAAUACCACAAGCAAAAAAUGUUGCAUUCUCUUGAUCUUUAUUAAUUGAAUUUAAAAAAUCAAAGAUUACUGUUUAUGCUCAAGACUGGCAUUAUUUAUCUACAAAUCCAAAUUUUUAAAAUUUAAAUUGAAUUUAAAAAUCUGGUGCGUUUAUUAAUGAAUUGCUUUAUAAUAUUAAUGGUCAUUGAUAAAAGUUUAUAACCUGUUGCAUUAUUCGUAAGUUGUAAUUACAAUG